This is a messenger RNA of Parascedosporium putredinis, 1365 nucleotides long. The record is from the annotation of a GenBank genome assembly. NCBI's taxonomy places the organism in Eukaryota, Fungi, Ascomycota, Sordariomycetes, Microascales, Microascaceae.
AUGGACAUGGACGGUUUCACGUCGCAGGAUAGUUAUGACGCGAUUCGCUCCGCCGGGUCUCAUUUUAGCGAUUCUCUCUAUCCUCAUUCGCCAGCGUCACGGACCGAUGAGGAGAUCGAGUUGCUACGCAACCCGGAUGUCGGCAUUCCUCCCCAGCUCACAUUCGACCUCGGCGGGAGCUUGCUAGAUUUUACCCCUUCAACGGAGGUUGAUGACCGAGUUCGCGUCGGAGACCUCAACGGCCACCUCCUCACAGCUCAGGAUGGCCCUCCCAGGCUUUCUGAUAGCACCAAGUCCUGGGUCUACGUAGACACCAUAUCUACGGUCUCCAGCGACUUCCAAAAACGAGGACGGAAACCCCUGGCACCCUCUGAGCGCGAGGCAUCCAAGAAGAAACAGCUGCGCGCUUCUGCGCCCAAGGGCGUACCGAGGCGAACAAAGCCCCUCUCCGAUAUCUCGAAGCAAGAAAUCAAGGAAAUCAAGGCGCUCGGAGGCGCCUGCUGUGCCUGUCGGUACAAGAAAAACAAGUGCAUCAUCAACCCCAAGUCUCCCCAAAAUGGCCCGUGUAAGCGCUGCACCAAGUUGCACCCCGGACUAUGCUACCGCUACUCGGUUCACGAUGCGUCGCUGUAUCGGGAGCAGGCAAGGCCAUACUUUCGCUUUAGUCAGCGAUGGCGGACAAUGGAUCUCGUGGACAUCCAAGCCUGGGCCUCGAGCGAGGAGAAAUUCAUCGAGGUCAGCCAAACUUUUGUGAAUGCGCCGUACCAGUUGAGGGUCCGACAGUUCAUCCCGCAAGAGGGUGACAACCUCGAGGAAGAAUGGUUCGAUGGCGAGACGAUGAGAAGCAUCGUGGGAAACGAGACCCUGGGCCUGCGGAGCGAAGUUACCGACCCAUCAAGCCCUUGGGAUCGGUGCUUCCCCAUCCCCCGUCAUGUGUGCGCAGCUCGAGUGCAUUCUCUUCACAAAAUUCCUCCGGCCGUGGAGCCUGGAAGUCCGCUCCCUGCUCGACAAAGUGAUCCGGAAGGGAUCCCGGACCGACUGGCUCAGCGUCUACCUCGCCCUCUUCGUGCUGCUUCACAGCUGCGGCCUUUGAUCCAACGGGACCACAUGUAUGCCCAGCAGAUCAACCUCGGCACCGAGUACGCGAAUCCCGAUGCCGUGAAAAAUCAUGCUCGGGGAGUCAUCACUCUGCUCGCCCACUACCACAUCGUGAUGCAAGGCGCUCUUCCUUUCAAGUGUGUGGCGGAGCAGCAGACCGCUUCGAUCAAAACCAAGCUAGACUUUACGGCUCAGGAACAGGAAUUCGUGGGCAAGACAUAUGACCGGGUCCAGGAAUUGAAUUGGAAGCCAGACAAGAUGGAUUAG